GAACCAACUAACCAAGCCUUUUCUUCUCAAUAAGCGAUUUGAACAAAGCCCUCUUUCUGUAUCGGUCUUUGCGACUCUCUCCAGAACUCUCCAGUACAUUUCCUCGCCGCUAUCUCUAUACAUCAUGCCUCGCCGGAGCUCUGGAGGUAGAUCUGCACCUAGGGCAGCUCGUCGCCCUUCAGCUGCGCGUAGUCCAGCACCUCAACCGGCUAAUCGUGCUUCUCCUCCUGCCGUUGCUCAGAGCAGUGGUGGCGGCUCAUUGCUUGGAGGGAUUGGCUCCACCAUCGCUCAGGGGAUGGCUUUUGGCACUGGGAGUGCAGUGGCCCACAGAGCUGUAGAUGCUGUGAUGGGACCUCGUACCAUUCAACAUGAAACUGUUGGUGCUGAGGCUGCUGUCCCCGCAGCCACUGCAAGCAGCAUGUCUGCAGAUGGUUGUGGUGUUCAUUCCAAGGCUUUCCAGGAUUGCCUGAACAGCUCUGGCAGCGAGAUCAGCAAGUGCCAGUUCUACAUGGAUAUGUUGGCCGAGUGCAGAAGGAACUCUGGUUCUGGGUUGAGCGCCUAAAUGCUCUUUCUCGUUGUUCUCUCAUCAGUUAUCUAUCUGUGCACCCUGAUGGUGAAGACGCAGUAUAACAAUUGUUGUUCAGAUCCAUAUUUAAUAACGGCAGGACUUGAGUAAGGGAGCUUAAUGAAAUAGAUAAUUGGAGGGUAUUCCAAUUAAGUAUGGGAUCUUAAUCUUGCUUCCUUCAGAUUGCUUGGUCUCGCUUGUGAUUUCUUGUACUUGUGGGUAGCGGUGGGCAUUCGGUCGGCUCGGUUGAAAUCGAAUCGAAAUUAUGAAUACCAGGUCUCUGGAUUCUCUCAAACCUCAAAUCGUAUUCGAACAGAAUUAUAAUUCUGUUCGGUCGAUUUAAACCGAAGUAUAAUUCGGUUCGGUUUUUCACACAAAACCGAUUUAGUGAAGCUAUUUGUAUUUUCUCACUUUUAAAUUAUUUUUCAUCCUAAUAUAAACAAUAAAUAUGCAAUUAUAUGCAUCAUCAAUGAUAAAAUCAAA
Messenger RNA from Linum tenue, 1048 nucleotides. Lineage: Eukaryota; Viridiplantae; Streptophyta; Magnoliopsida; Malpighiales; Linaceae. The record is from the annotation of a GenBank genome assembly.